AGACAAAUGGCGUUCGGUGGGAAAGCAAAGCGCUUGAUUGUGAAUUUUUUGACUAAUCACCAUCUUUUUCUGACUUUAACUUAAACAUCGCAAUUUGCAGUUUCAAGCUUAGCUUUCUUCUGAAUUUUGAUCAGAUUUAGCCUCAACAAUACAUACUCAUCAAUCGAAGUCUCUCGUCACCGUUUAGCUUCACCGAGUUCAUUGUCCAUGGCGGCAGAGCCACCUCCACCGUCGGAGAUCCACCUGAGGAUCAAUUCUGGGAAGAACAACAAUGUGAUACACCCAGCGGAGGCGGACGCGGCUCUGCCCUAUUCAACAAGUAGAACCCCUGUGGAAUAUACCGAAGCAAAGCAAUUCAAGAGAUGGUUUACCUGGCUAAUUCCUCUCAUUGUUAUUGCCAACAUCGUUGUGUUUGUAAUUACCAUGUACGUCAACAAUUGCCCCAAAAACUCUGUCUCUUGCGUCGCCCGCUUCCUCGGUCGUUUCUCCUUUCAGCCGCUCAAAGAGAACCCUCUUCUCGGGCCUUCUUCAUUAACGCUACAGAAGAUGGGAGCUCUUGAUGUAGCUAGAGUGGUUCACAGACACCAGGGCUGGCGCCUCAUCACUUGCAUGUGGUUACAUGGUGGUGUCUUCCAUGUGUUGGCAAAUAUGUUGGGUAUUCUGAUAAUCGGGAUCCGGCUUGAGCAAGAAUUUGGGUUCUUGCGUAUUGGAUUGCUAUUUGUGAUUUCUGGAUUUGGGGGAAGUCUGCUUUCUGGUCUAUUCAUUCAGUCAAACAUCUCAGUGGGUGCCUCUGGGGCUCUUUUUGGAUUGCUCGGAGCCAUGCUUUCUGAACUCAUUACUAAUUGGUCUAUGUAUGAUAACAAGUUUGCAGCACUCUUCACUCUAGUGAUUAUCGUUGCAGUCAAUCUAGCUGUAGGAAUCCUCCCACAUGUGGACAAUUUUGCUCAUCUUGGAGGAUUUAUUACAGGAUUUCUUCUUGGAUUUGUGUUCCUGAUCCGUCCUCAGUUUGGUUGGGUUAGCCAAAGAUAUGGUUCUUCAGAUUACUCUUCUGCCUCAAUUAGAUCUAAGUUCAAAAAAUAUCAGUGCAUCUUAUUUAUGCUCUCUCUGAUCCUUGUUGUUGCCGGAAUUACUGUUGGCCUUAUUGCACUUCUCCGUGGUGUGGAUGCCAAUGAUCAUUGCUCUUGGUGCCAUUAUCUGUCUUGUGUCCCAACUUCAAGAUGGAGUUGCAAUAACGAGCCUUCAUCUUGUUUAACAAGCCAACUUGGCAGUCAGCUGAACAUGACUUGCUCAAACAGUGGGAAAUCCAGCACCUAUCUGAUUCAAGACCCAACCGAUUCACAGAUCCAGCAGUUGUGCACUCAGCUCUGUACUUGAGUUUUGAUAGGGAAGGAGAUGGUGUUAGGAGUUGCUAUGAGCUGUUUAUUCAUUUGUCCAUAUUUUGUUUUUUGAUUGUUUGAGGCUCAUGUGAAACCCUGCUCUAUUUAUAGCUGAUGAUGCCCUUUGCCUUCGGACAUGCAUUCAAUGCCUCGAUAAAGUUAAAUAGAUUGAUUUUAUGCCCCUUAA
This is a messenger RNA of Prosopis cineraria, 1563 nucleotides long. RefSeq names its product RHOMBOID-like protein 1. NCBI's taxonomy places the organism in Eukaryota, Viridiplantae, Streptophyta, Magnoliopsida, Fabales, Fabaceae. Gene Ontology annotation, biological process: proteolysis. The record is from RefSeq and is a predicted model, not a curated record. The transcript has 6 exons. Gene Ontology annotation, cellular component: membrane. Gene Ontology annotation, molecular function: serine-type endopeptidase activity. The coding region runs from base 208 to 1374 and encodes 388 amino acids.